AGAUACAGAAAACAGAGUGUCAGGACUCAGGAAAAACUGUAUCGCGCACAGCGCUGCUGUAUUUCUAUUUGCUGCUAUCACAAAGGUUGCAACGGCCGGAUUUUGAAAAAUGUCGUCGACCAAUAGGAGGCUUUAUCAGACCCCUCCAGCUUUCGUACCGAAGAUAAAAAAGAAGCCGCCCACAGUUCCCAAGGACCCCUUCUCCCGCAACCGCGGCCGACUCUGGGAGGACAAGAAGGACGAGCUGGACUAUAAGUCCCGCUACAUCUCCCCGGACAGGAAGAAGAAGAGACCGUGUCAGUGUAAGAAGUGCAUCCUGAAGAGACAGCGGGCCGUCACCUUCCCGAAGGAGGAUAGGGACGAUGAUGAUGAUGAUCACUCUGGGGACGAUAGGGAGUACGAGAGCGACAGUGACAGGGAGGAUGGGCGCAACGAUUCUGGCGAAGACGGGGGAGACUCCGACAAAGACGGCAGGGAAGACGGAUCUGCUAGUGACCACCAAGACGAGGAGCCCCAGGUCGAUGUCCGGCACGGUGUUCCGGUGGUCGCCAGGAGGUCCAGUCUGGUCCCCACGGCAGUCAGGUCAAGUACGUAUCCGGACACUGACCCGGGUCUGUCCGAUCCAUAUAGCCUGCGAGUUCCCUCACCGAGCAAGCCGAUUGGAUCCGAAGUUACCGAGACGUCGGCGCUGUUGUCUUGGCAACCGCCUGCCAAACGACUGGACGAAAUCGUGGGCUAUAAGUUAGAGGUCCGGCAGCAGCACCAGUCGGAGUGGACCUCCUCUAAGAACGUCUGCACGGAGACGUCCUGCCGCAUCGCCGGCCUCACACCCGACACUAUCUACCGCUUCCGCGCACGCGCUGUCACAGACACGGACGAGAGCGAACCCAGCUACCAGUCAGACCCCAUACGGACCCUCAAGAGCAGACGCGACCCUCCCGGCAAACCUUACGCGACUGACGUCACGGAGACCACGGCCCGGCUGACCUGGCCCAAGCCGCACGACAAGUCCCGAGUGGACCGCUACAUCGUGGAGUCACGCAAGGACAGGGAGUCCAACCAGUCCAACUGGACCGAGGUGCUGAAGGACAGCGACACGAGCUGUGAUAUCAGGGACCUACAACCGGAUACGCCGUAUCGCUUCCGGGUCAGGGCGUGUGCCGGGUCAGACAUCAGCCAACCAGGAGAGAUGUCCGACAUCAUUCGGACGAAGAAGGAACCUCUGUAUCCCCCGGGACGACCGUUGGCCACUGACGUGACGGACCGUGACGUGACGCUGACGUGGUCGCCGCCGGACGGGGGACGGAAGCCGCUGGAGUACGCCGUGGAACACCGCCGGGAGGGCAGGGACGAGUGGACCUCAUGCGUGGAGACGUUCAAAGACACCAGAUGCCAGUUGAACGGUCUAGAACCAGAGACUCCGUACCGGUUCCGGGUGAGAUCUCUGGCCGGCGAUGACGUCAGCAUGCCUAGCGACCCAUCCGAACUCGUCCGCACAGACAGACACAAAGUCGUCAUCCCUCCGCCCGGAAAGCCGAAGGUUUCCGAUGUGAAGGACUCGGAGGCCACCCUGUCGUGGGACCCGCCGAAGGGCCGGACCAAGCCUGACGAGUACCGGGUGGAGGUGUGGGAGGCCGGGGACGAGAAGUGGACGCCCCACAGCACUGUCAAGAAACCACCCUUCACUGUGGACGGCCUCAAACCGGAUACGGACCAUUACUUCCGGGUCAUCCCGGUCAAAGGUGACGACGUGGGAGAACCCAGCGAGUACGUCGGCCCCAUCCGAACGGAGAAGAUGAAACCUCCACCUCCUGGCAAGCCCAAGCCCACAGAUGUGGAUGAGAACAAAAUCAACCUGGCAUGGCCGCCAUCGGAAAAGCCCGAAGACGUUGAUGAGUACGUCGUGGAGAUGCGGGAAGACCGGAAGUCUGAGUGGAAGCCGGAGGUGGUGAAGACGCGGGACACGCAUUGCGAGGUGCCGGGCCUGGUGGGGGACACGCCGUACCGCUUCCGUGUGCGCGCCGUCAAGGACGACGUGGUGGGAGACCCCAGCAGCGUGUCCGACCCCAUCUACACACGGAGACCCAAAGUUCCAACACCAGGAAAACCAGAGGCUUCAAAGAUCACAGACGACAGUCUAUCGCUCGCCUGGCCAAUGCCCUUGGGGCCCCCACAACCUGCCGUCACCGGAUAUGACGUAGAAUAUCGCAAAGACGAUUCCGAUGACUGGAAAUACAAGACGUCUUGCAAGGAGCCGCCCGUGAAGGUCGAAGACCUCGAGCCCGCCACCGCCUACAGAUUCAGGACUCGCGCCAAAACCAAGUACGAGAAGGGAGACUUCAGCGAGGAGUCAGAUCGCGUUGUCACUGAUCGCGGUUCGCAGUCGCCCAUGAAAGCCAUCAACAUCAACCCGGACUCUCUCCAGGACGACGGCCCGACCAUCCUACCGCCGGGGAAGCCUUCGGCGUACGACGUCGGCGACAGGGACGCCAAGAUCAGCUGGCCCGCCCUGCCCGACGGCAGCGACACCAGGAGCGACAACCUGAUUGGCUAUGACGUAGAGAUGCAGGAGGAGGGGGAUAGCGAUUGGAAGGACGUCAUCAGAGGGACCAAGUCCAACAGGUGCUACGUCCGUGACCUGGCGAAGGAGUCGCGGUACUACUUCCGGGUCAAGGCGAAGACCAUUCUCGGGGAGAGUGACUACGGAGAAACAUCGGACGUGGUCAUCACCACAGGGAACCAAGAGCGAGAGGACGACUCCAUUCCACCCCCGGGAAAACCCGAGUUUUGGGACGUCCAAGAAACCGAGGCCAAAGUAAAAUGGCCGGCCCUGGCGGACGGAAGUGACUGGAGGAACGACGGCAUCACCGGAUAUGACGUGGAGAUGAAGAAGGACGAGGACGACGACUGGGUCUCUGCGGCGAAAGGCGUGAACAAGACGAAGUGCCAGGUCGUGGGGCUGAAUCCCGCCACGCGUUAUUUCUUCCGCGUGCGCGCUCUGAAAGGGAAGAGAGAAAGCGAGCCUGGAGACAUGGAGGUUGUCGUGACGCAAGGGAAGAAAGGAAUUCCACCUCCCGGCAAGCCAGUAGCGUGGGACGUGCAGGAGGAGCAGUGCAAACUGCAGUGGCCCGUUUUCAUCGACGGCGGGGACGAGAGGAACGACACGACCGGAUAUGACGUCGAGAUGCGGAAGGAGGAGGAAGACGAUUGGGUCUCCACCGCCAAGGGCGUGAAGAGGAACAAGUGCCUCGUGAUGGGACUGCAUCCAGGUAACCGUUACUACUUCCGCGCGCAGGCCAUCACGGAACUCGGGGAGAGUGAGCCUGGGCCACCGUCUGAUGUCGUCAUCACUCCGGGGAAGAAAGGGAGGGAUGUUCCACCGCCCGGCAAACCUGCCGCCUGGGACACCGAGGAGACCCAAACCAAACUGUGGUGGCCCGCCCUGGCCAACGGAAGCGACGUCAGGUAUGACGACAUCACCGGAUAUGACGUCGAGAUGAGGGAAGACGGGGAGGACGAGUGGCAAGCCGCUGCCAAGGGGGUGAAGAAGACGAAGUGUAAGGUGAUCGGGCUCAAGCCGGGCACGAAGUACCACUUCAGGGUGCGCGCCGAGACGGAAGACAACGAGAGCGAGCCGGGAGAAGAGUCCGACGUCGUCAUCACCAAAUCACAGAGACCCACACCACCCGGCAAGCCUGAAGCAUGGGACGUGGAAGAGGAAGAGACGAAGCUCCGCUGGCCCGCCCUGCCCGACGGAAGUGAGACCAGGGAUGACGGCGUCACCAGAUAUGACGUGGAGAUGACUGAAGACGGCAAGGACGACUGGAAGACAGUGGUGACCUCCGUCAACGACAACAAGUGUAAACUGAUCGGUCUGUCCGGCGGAACCAACUAUCGCUUCCGGGUCACAGCCAUUGGGAAAGAACUGAGGAGUGACCCUAGCGAGAUAUCGGACCUCGUAGAAACACCAAUCAUUAAGAAGUCGAUCACGCCUCCGGGCAAACCCGAGGCGUACGACACGGAGGAGACGGAGACCAAACUAGUGUGGCCCGCUCUGGAGGACGGCAGCAAGUACCGCGACGACGACGUCACUCGGUACGAAGUGGAGAUGAGAGAGGACGGCUCGGAGGAGUGGCACGACGCCGCUAAGGGCGUGGACGAUACCAAGUGUAAGAUCACGGGGCUGCAGCCGGCCACCAAGUACCGCUUCCGGGUCCGGGCCGGGAAUGACGCUGGGGAGGAGAGUCAGCCUGGGAAGGAGUCUGACACAGUGGAAACUCCCGCCACUAGAAAGUCCAUUGAUCCUCCUGGCAAGCCAGUGGCCUGGGACGUGGAAAAGACGGAGGCCAAGCUGAAGUGGCCUGUCCUGCCCGACGGGAGCUACAGCCGGAACGACGGCAUCAACGAGUACGAGGUGGAACUGCGAGAAGAUGAUGACCCAGACGGCUGGCGGGACGCGGCGAAAGGCGUGAAGGGGUACAAGUGCAAGAUCAAGGGCCUGAACCCGGGGACGCGGUACCGCUUCCGUGCACGCGCGAUCUCCGACAUCGGCCAGAGCGAACCAGGGGAGGAGUCGGACGUCGUAGAAACCCGCGGGGAGAUGAUUGACCCGCCCGGUAAACCAGAAGCCUACGACGUCCAGAACAACGAGAUGAAGCUCUGGUGGCACGCGCACGAGAACGGAAGGGACGACAGAGACGACGGCGUCACCGGAUAUGACGUCGAGAUGAGACAGGAGGGAUCCGACCAAUGGCAGUGCGUGGCCAAGAGCGUGGAGGACACCAAGUGUAAGCUGAAGGGCAUGGCCGGACCGGAUAAGAAAUUAUGGUUCCGGGUCAGGGCUCUGAAAAAUGACCUCGCUAGCGAACCUGGGGAGGAAUCAGACGUCGUCACAAUACCAGACGGCAUCCCACCGACCGGGAAACCGGAAGCCUGGGACGUGGAGGAAACCCAGACCAAGCUCCGCUGGCCCGCCCUGGCCGACGGAAGUGACGUCAGGUACGACAACAUCACCGGAUAUGACGUCGAGAUGAGGGAGGAGGGCAGCUCCAAGUGGAACGAGGCAGCCAAAGGCGUGAAGAAGAACAAGUGUAAGGUGAUAGGACUGGAGCCCGGGAGGCACUAUUACUUCCGGGUGCAGGCCAUGCGAGGGGACGAGGAGAGCGAGCACAGCGAACCGUCUAAUGUCGUCAUAACUCCCGGGAAACGGACAGAAACUGAGGACACGCCAUUGCCACGAGUGGUAAUCACUACUCUGGACAACGAGCUCCUAGUGGGCGGAGCGUCGGACGAACCACCUGCCAAUGAUCCUAUCGAACCUCCCGGCAUGCCGUUCGCCUGGGAUGUGGAAGCUGUGACUUUGAAGUUGCGCUGGACUCCUCUGUGGAACUGUACCGAGGACAGGUACGACGAAAUCACCGGAUACGAGAUAGAGAAGCAAGAGGGCGACGGCGAAGAGUGGGUACUGUCAGCGUCUAGAUGUGUGAAAUCGAAAUGCCGGAUUCGGGGGUUGAAGCCUGGGACGCAGUAUCGCUUCCGGGUCAUAGCCGCGAGGGAUGAUGGGAAAAGCAAACCAGGCCGACCAUCUGAAGUCAUCACGACCCCGUCGCUAGUUCCUCCACCCGGAAAACCAGAGGCGUGGGACGUCACGACCAGCGAAGCCAAGCUGCAGUGGUCUGCCCUGGCGGGUGACACCACCUACAAUCGGGAAGACGGCCUGACCGGAUAUGACGUGCAGAUGAAGGAGGAGAGCUGGAGCGAAUGGCAGCCGGCCGCUAACGGCGUCACGAAGAACAAGUGCAAGAUCGUGGGGCUGCAGCCGGCGUCCAACUACUACUUCCGGGUCAGGGCGAACACGACUUCCGGGGUGAGCGACUUCGGGGAAGAGUCUCUUGUUGUGGCCACCGCGGAGAGAGGUUUCCCCACCGACAACGGCACCACACUCACACCUGUCAAGGAGAUCAGAGACGGGGAAGACGACAGCAUUCCGCCAACUGGGAAGCCCGAAGCCUGGGACACGGAGGAGACGCAGACCAAACUGCGCUGGCCGGCCCUCGCCGACGGAAGUGACACCAGGAAUGACGGCAUCACCGGAUAUGACGUCGAGAUGAGGGAGGACGGCAGCUACCAGUGGCACUCUGCGGCGAAGGGCAUCAAGAAGCCGAAGUGCCGGGUGGUCGGGUUGGAGCCGGGGAGACGGUACUUCUUCAGGAUUCAGGCCAUGAAGGGGACGGCGGAGAGUGUACACUCUGAGGUGUCUGACGUAGUGGUCACUCCGGGGACAAGAACGGACGUUCGGACGCCAGUAGAAGAUAUCGUCCGCCCCCCUGGCAAGCCCUCCGCCUACGAUGUCGACGAAAGAGAGACCAAACUUCGCUGGCCCGCCCUGGCCGACGGAAGUGACACCAGGUAUGACGACAUCACCGGAUAUGACGUCGAGAUCCAAGAGGAGGGAACGCACCAAUGGAAGUCACAAGCAAAGGGCGUGAAGGGUACCAAGUGUCGCGUCAUCGGGCUGGAACCAGGGACCCUGUACUACUUCAGAGUGCAGGCCAUGAAGGGACCGAAGGAGAGCGAACCGUCCGAGGUGUCCGAACCGGUACGCACGCUGGGGCGCAAGAGAAGGGACUCGGACGACAUGGAGACAUUUGCCGGAGGGGACCGGACCGGGAGCCCCCCAAGAACUCAGGAUGAUUCCCUACCGUUUCCUGGUCAGCCGGAAGCCUUUAACGUGAGUGAGACAGAGACCGAGCUCCAGUGGCCUCCACUCGGCAGAGGCUCCCCGGCCCAACACGACGGCAUCGACGGGUACUACGUCGAGGUCCGCAAGUCCGGGGAACAGCAAUGGAAGGCCUCCACCAGGCCGUGCAAGCUCACCAAGUGCAAGGUCAGGGGUCUGCUUCCGGACACGGCCUACUACUUCCGGGUCAAGUCCGCCCGAGGGUCGUGGGAGAGCCGUCCGAGCGAGACGUCCCAGGUCGUGGUCACUCCACGUGCUACAGACGAGAACUGGAAGGAGAGGUUGCGGCAGACCCUGGCCACCGCCGCGGCGCAGCAGACCGAGCCCUGCCCGUUCUGUAACCUCCCCAAGACCGACACGGAGGACGGCAGGCCACAGGCCGUGGUGCGACCGAUCCAGAAUGGUGGAGCGGAUUUGGUGGAUGAUGACGUCAUCAUCUGCGUGUGUGACUGCGACUCCAUUUCCGUGACGUCAUCUUCUUCCUCCAGAAGCAGCAGCCGGCGGGGCAGCGAGGACUCCAAGCUUUGCGUUGUCAUGUAGUCAUGUGACGUCACGUUGCCUUAUAAGGAGCGGGCAGAACGUACUGCAUUGCACUACGGUAACGGCGCAAAAACCGUAAUGCAUUGUACAUAGCCCUUCAGCAUAACGUAUUUAAGUGUAACAUUCCGUCUAUAGUUUUCAAAUGUUGUGUCG
Branchiostoma belcheri (Belcher's lancelet) is the source of this 7432-nucleotide messenger RNA. RefSeq names its product titin-like. Gene Ontology annotation, molecular function: protein binding. The record is from RefSeq and is a predicted model, not a curated record. Lineage: Eukaryota; Metazoa; Chordata; Leptocardii; Amphioxiformes; Branchiostomatidae.